AUGAACUCAGAAUGCGGACGAAAGAAGGAUAUCAAAAGGAUAUCUCUGACCCCUCUGUCGACAACUAGCAUCACUUUUGACAUCAACGAUGUCGAAUGGUCAAAGCUGGAAAGUAAGUUCAAUCAACUUAUAGAUCUUAGAAGUGCCUCCGUUCCCGGCAUAAGCUCCGCACAAGCACGAACCGAACACUGGGAUAAGGUUUCCAGUAUUAUUUCCUCCCUUCUGGAACAAGCCCUUGUAGAGUGCAGUGCUUUCCUUUUUCAAGGAAAGGCUGAGGAAGCUGAAGUAGCCGGUAUGCAGACCUUGCGACUGCGCGAACGCUUCUAUGGACCAAAAGAUCUCCAACUCGUGCCUGUCUAUUUUCACCUUGCUCGUGUGAAGCAAUAUAUGAAGAAAUAUCAGGAAUCCGAAGAAAUGCUUUUGCUAGCUCAGUUCCUCAUUCUGAAAAAACAAGAAGAGGUGUCCAUCUCAACAAAAGCCGAGCUUCAUCAGACCUUUGGGCUGCUUUAUGCUUCAGAUAAAAAGCUCGAAAAUGCAAUCAAACAUUUGAGCUGCGCCUCAUAUUAUUUUAGCUGCAUGUACGGCCCACAACACGUCCUUACAACCUUUAGCUAUUUCGAUUUGGGUAAUGUUUUUGCUGCCAAUUCAAACAUAGAGAACUCAAUGGCCACAUACGACACCAUUAAGGAAAUAUGGUAUUCAUAUUUAGUGGACGUUUUGAAUGAAAUCGUUCAGAAAAAAAAAGAGUCCGAAAAGCUCAAAAAAUACGAGGAUGGGGAAGAAAAUAGAAAGCUGGUCUACGCUUCUAAGCAAGCAUUCGGUGCUGAAAACUUAACCGUCACCUCGAAGAUGUUGAAUGGAAUUUACAACAUCCAAAAGGAACGAUUUCAGGUACUACACCCAACCCCGACGCGAUCGGAGUUUAUUUUAGGGCUUUUCCUGCUUUGGGUAGAGGACGACAGCGAGGCUGAGGUACAUAUGAUAGAGGCCCACAAAGCCUCGCAGGUCUUUUACGGUGAGCGCCAUCCGGUCGUGACGGAAAUUGAGGAUUGGUGCAAGAAGUUUGACAUCAGUUAUGUCGAGGACACACAGGGCAAGGAUGACAGCGAGAGUGAUCACCCUGAGAAUGAAGCCGAUGAAGAAUAG
Molecule: messenger RNA, 1146 nt
Organism: Phytomonas sp. Hart1
Lineage: Eukaryota; Euglenozoa; Kinetoplastea; Trypanosomatida; Trypanosomatidae
Source: the annotation of a GenBank genome assembly